AUGAAGGGCAGAGGAGUUGCAUGUGUCACCACAGCUGGAGGUAGCAGAGGCAGCAGAAGCUCUGCAACCACCUGGGUUUGUGGGACAGCUGCUGGCAUUUCUGAGUCCAGUGGGACUGAUUGCAAGGGAGACCUGGGGAGCAAGGCCAAGUUAGAUGCUUAUUACUCACUUUGGGUCCUUUAUUGCAGAGUCUAUUCAUUACCAACAGAGUACUGUGAAUAUAUGCCUGGUGCUGCUAAAUGUAGGCAAUGGUUAGAGAAGAAUUUUCCAAAUGAGUUUGCAAAACUUAGCACAGAAAAUUCACCCAAACAAGAAGCUGGAAUUAGCAAGGGUCAAGGACAAGCAGGGGAAGAGGAAGGGAAGAAAAAACAAAAAAGAGGUGGAAGGGGUCAAAUAAAACAAAAAAAGAAGAUCAUAUGACAAAAGUUUAUGAUAGCCAAAACUCCCAGAGUAACAAAGAAAUAUGUAAUGAGAGCGUGCAGCCUUGCAACUUUUGAAAUUACACUCAUAAUGAGAUUUCAACAAAUUCUUUGCCUUACUGGAAAACACAAAUACAUUCAUCAAUUUGAAACAAAUGACUUUGAGUCUAAGUGA
This is a messenger RNA of Choloepus didactylus (southern two-toed sloth), 594 nucleotides long. Its product is annotated as density-regulated protein-like. Lineage: Eukaryota; Metazoa; Chordata; Mammalia; Pilosa; Megalonychidae. Gene Ontology annotation, biological process: formation of translation preinitiation complex; translation reinitiation. The record is from RefSeq and is a predicted model, not a curated record. Gene Ontology annotation, molecular function: mRNA binding.